Molecule: messenger RNA, 597 nt
Organism: Haemonchus placei
Lineage: Eukaryota; Metazoa; Nematoda; Chromadorea; Rhabditida; Trichostrongylidae
Source: the annotation of a GenBank genome assembly
GGCUAUGUUAUUUACAGCUUGUUGAAAGCUGUAACAGUCAUAGGACUCGAAACUGCAUCCCGUGGUAUGACUGAAGCUGACCUAGCGAAGCAAAUACUCUCCUGGGUCGAAUAUGGAUUGACUUCGGAUUAUCCAUUUGUUCGUGAGUCUGCGUUACAUGGCUUCAUUUACCUGAUGCAGUCCAUGACACUGGAUCCCCUCAAGCCUGUCGUUCAGAUGAUGUCUUCUAUCGACUACUCCAAUCUUAUUUGGUCCGCAUCAUUCCGAAUCAUGGAGGAACCUUUGCAAGUGUCAUUCAAGAACACUCUAAUUCAGCGAACUUGCGAGGCAUUCACUGUGAUGAAUAUUUCGCCACAUCUUCUCCCAGUAGUUACCAGUGGUAUUGAAGCGCUUGCGUUACAUAGCACCAGCUUUUUGCCACAAUUUCUUCAGUUAGUAAGCGGUUGUUUCAAAAUGUACGCGACAAUUUCCUCGACCUUUAUUUAUGCGUUGCGUAUUCUUAUCGUAUGUGUUUUCAAAGAAGAGUCUGAUCCUCGACGUGCCAGUGCCCAGAAAUUUGAACCGAUUCUUGAAGAACUAUACAAUGUGUACGUUUAA